AUGUCCCCAUGGCCAGAAUUAAAAUGUCGGUGACUCAUCCAAAUGGUAUUCAAAAGCAAACACAGAAACAACACAGACCUGCAGGACGAGUUCACGAGUGGGCGGGGAGAGUUCAUGUUCAGGAGGAGAGCGUCUGUCUGCAGGUAUCUAUUCAUUCCUCACCUGCAGCCGCUCAGGUCAGACAUGGCACCGCUAUGGAUGCUUGUCUUCGGGAUUUAUAUCAUGUGCGUUUCGGGAAAGUUGGUCAACCUGAAUGAUACCGUGCAGUUAACGGUGAACGGGAGCUGCGCAGCUGCCGACAUGCAGCUGGUCCGGGUCCAGAGGACAGGACACAACACUCGGACACUUGCCAGACUUGUUGGCGGUGUGUGGCAGCCCGCUGAAGACUACAGGGACCGGGUUCAUCACGUCUCAGCCUCCAGCGUCAACCUGACCUGGGUUAACUUCAACGAUGAUGCGUUUUAUGAGUUCACUUGUAAAACUGAUCUUAUCACCAUCAUCGACAUGACUGUGGUCUUCUCCUAUGAUGUGAGAGUGUCUGAGGGGGAGACAGCCAGGAUCCCCUGCUUCUCCUCCACGGAGCGGACUCAGGGUGUACGGUGGGAGAGGGACGGGGAGCUGGUUCUGGUUCAGAACCGCUCCCCCAGAUGGCCUGAGAGUAGACUGUCGGUGUCCCCUGUCUGGGUCCAGACUGGAGACUUGUCCCUGACUGUGGAGGACGCUCAGCUGGAGGACGGAGGGAGCUACGUUUGUUACACCGUGGAUGGAAACGGAGAGAAGACCAGAGGAAAACCUGAUGCUGUGAAGUUUGUCGUCCAGCAUUUUGGUAUUUUUCAACAGCUGCCGACACCGGAACCUGAGAAGAAGCAGAUUGGACCUGGAUUAAUUGUCUGCAUAAUCCUCAUUGUGCUGCUCUUCUUCAUCUGCGUUCUGUUGGGAGUCUAUGUGUGGAAGACCCGCAGAGCUGGAGGUGUCAGAACCAGAGAACCCCCCCGCAGAUACAGAUACACAGAAGGCACUUCUGCGGAGAGAUCCUGAUCAGGUUCCUGAUGGAGGGGCCCACAGAGCGGAGCCAUGACACCCAGAAAUCAGCCCCACAUAUUAAUGAUUUUAAUUAUUACGACCUGAUUAAGAUCAAUGAUGGUUCAACUCUGUUUCUGAAUGACACAUCAUCUGCUUCUUUAACAAUAAAUGUGGCUUGAUUUUAA
This is a messenger RNA of Acanthopagrus latus (yellowfin seabream), 1208 nucleotides long. RefSeq lists its product as uncharacterized. The record is from RefSeq and is a predicted model, not a curated record. Lineage: Eukaryota; Metazoa; Chordata; Actinopteri; Spariformes; Sparidae. The transcript has 3 exons. Bases 43 to 1038 code for a protein of 331 amino acids.